Molecule: messenger RNA, 2828 nt
Organism: Echinops telfairi (small Madagascar hedgehog)
Lineage: Eukaryota; Metazoa; Chordata; Mammalia; Afrosoricida; Tenrecidae
Gene: DDX24
Product: DEAD-box helicase 24
Exons: 9
Coding region: 74-2638 (854 amino acids)
Cellular component (GO): nucleolus
Molecular function (GO): ATP binding; RNA helicase activity; nucleic acid binding
Source: RefSeq, a predicted model, not a curated record
CGCGGAGGGGCGGAAGCGGCUGUUUCGGAGGCUGGAGCGUUUGAGGAGUCCGGCGGCGUCUCCACACGCAACCAUGAAGUUGAAGGAGACAAAAUCAAGACCAAAGGCACCCACCUCUGGCAAAUCUAAGAUGAAGGGAAUCAAAGUUGUGGGAAAAUGGAAGCAGGUGAAAAUAGACCCGAACAUGUUUGCAGAUGGACAGAUGGAUGACUUAGUGUGCUUUGAGGAACUGACAGAUUACCAGCUGGUCUCCCCUGCCAAGAAUCCCUCCAGCCUUUUCUCCAAGGGGGAGUCCAAGAAGAGAAAGGCACAAGGUAUUUCAGAAGGAGAGGAGGAAGGAGAAGCCAGCUCCCCAAAGAAAAAGAUCAAGGUGAAGAAGAGUAAAGAUGUAGAAACUGGAGGUACCAGUUCCCAGAAAGAGUCUGAGGUCAAAGAUGCCACCCUAGAGCCUCAGGAAGAUGCCUCCAUUUGUCUUGAGUCAGAGGUAGAGGAAAGGGCAUCAGGAAGCCAGACUCACACUUUACCAAAAAAGAAGAAAAAGAAAGGGAAGAAGAAAAGGCUAGAGCCCCCUCAGAGCACUGCUGCAAAGGUGCCCAAGAAGGCAAAAACAUGGAUGCCUGAGCUGCAUGACCAGAAGGCUGACGUGUCAGCUUGGAAAGACCUGUUUGUGCCCAAGCCAGUACUCCGCGCACUCAGCUUUCUGGGGUUCUCUGCGCCCACACCAAUCCAAGCACUGACUUUGGCGCCGGCCAUUCGUGACAAGCUAGAUAUUCUUGGGGCUGCCGAGACUGGAAGUGGGAAAACUCUUGCCUUUGCCAUUCCGAUGAUCCAUGCCGUGCUGCAGUGGCAAAAGAGGAAGCCUUCUCCGGCUCCAAGCACUGCCGGGGCACUGCCUGGAGGCACCCCUGCUGAGGCCAGCACUGAGACAGAGUCACCAAGCAAGUCAGGCACUGAGUCUGGGACACUGCCUGAUGUGACUGGAGUUCAGAGUGAAGCAUUGUUCCCAGAGGCCGGAGCUAAGACUGGGGCUGCCAACUCGGGCUCAGGGCUGCUCCUCUGUGGUGGUGAUGAUGAUGCUGGUGAAGACCCUUCUCCCCAGACCCAAAAGGCUGGCUCCCAACAGGACAAGGACCGUGAAUACGCGCUCAUCGAAGAGCAGAUGGGAAAGUUGACCCGUGAGUCAAAUGGUAGCACUGCUGCCCGUCAGGAGCGCCCCUGGCGCCCUCUGCUUGGACUGGUUCUGACUCCCACUCGAGAGCUGGCUGUCCAGGUCAAGGAGCACAUCGAUGCUGUGGCCAGGUUUACAGGAAUUGGAACUGCCCUCUUGGUAGGUGGGAUGUCCACCCAGAAGCAGCAGAGGAUGCUGCACCGUCAGCCUGAGAUUGUGGUCGCCACUCCAGGCCGACUGUGGGAGCUGGUUAAGGAGAAACACCCGCAUCUGAGCAACCUUCGAAAGCUUCGGUGCCUGGUGGUGGAUGAGGCCGACCGGAUGGUUGAGAAAGGCCACUUUGCUGAGCUCUCCCAGCUCUUGGAGUUGCUCGGUGACUCUCAGUACAACCCAAAAAGACAGACACUUGUGUUUUCUGCCACGCUGACCCUGGUCCACCAGGCACCGGCGCGCAUCCUGCACAAGAAGCACACCAAGAAAAUGGACAAAGCUGCUAAACUGGACCUCCUCAUGCAGAAGAUGGGCAUGCGGGGCAAGCCCAAGGUCCUGGACCUCACGAGGCAUGAGGCCACUGUGGAGACACUCACCGAGACCAAGAUCCACUGUGAAGCUGAUGACAAGGACCUCUACCUGUACUACUUCCUGAUGCAGCACCCGGGCCGCACCCUGGUCUUCGCCAACAGCAUCUCCUGCAUCAAACGCCUCGCGGGGCUCCUGAAGGUGCUGGACAUCAUGCCGCUGACCCUGCACGCCUCCAUGCACCAGAAGCAGAGGCUUAGAAACCUGGAGCAGUUUGCCCGGCUGAAAGACUGUGUUCUCCUGGCAACAGAUGUGGCGGCCCGGGGUCUGGAUAUUCCUGAAGUCCAGCAUGUCAUCCAUUACCAGGUCCCUCGCACUUCAGAGAUCUAUGUCCACCGAAGUGGUCGGACUGCUCGAGCCACCAACGAAGGCCUGGGCCUGCUGCUGAUCGGGCCUGAGGACGUAAUCAACUUUAAGAAGAUUUACAAAACCCUCAAGAAAGAUGAGGACAUCCCACUGUUCCCUGUGCAGACAAAGUACAUGGACGCCGUCAAGGAGCGGAUCCGUUUAGCCCGGCAGAUUGAGAAGGCCGAGUACCGGAACUUCCAGGCUUGCCUGCACAACUCCUGGCUGGAGCAGGCCGCAGCUGCGCUGGAGGUGGAGCUGGAAGAAGGGAUGUAUAAGGGAGGAAAAGCUAAUGAGCAAGAAGAGCGGCGGCGACAGAAGCAGAUGAAGGUCUUUAAGAAGGAGCUGCGUCACUUACUGUCCCAGCCACUAUUUAAAGAUGACCUACAGACCAAGUACCCAACGCAGUCUGGCAAGCUGCCCGGGGGCCUGACUGCCCCGAGAAACGGCGAGUCUGCGCUCAGCUGCGUGUCCAAACAGAAGAAGAAACAGAAGCAGCAGCUCAAGGAGCAGCCACAGCCCAGUGCCAGUGCCAGUGCCAGCUGAGCAUGCUGGCCAGGAGUGAGGCUGCUCUCCUUGUUCCUGUGACGCCCUCCUGCCUAGCCUUGGGUGUCUGUCACUUGUCACAUUCACUGCCUGAGCUGCAGGAGACCUCCCCAGUGUGUGGUUGGGAGGGGGCGGCCCGUGUUCCAGUGCAUGUUCAGCUUGAUUUCGUAAAUUAAAAACCGUGCUCAGA